ACGAGACUCCCACUCCCAGAGGCCUUUGUGGCAGACGAGGAGGACUACACUUCCCAGAGGCCUCUGCGGCGCCGAGACAGGAAGCGGCGGGCGAGUGCAGUGUCCUUGCGCACGGAGCCGAGCGACCAUGGUGUCCCGAGUGUGGUCGCUGAUGAGGUUCCUCAUCAAAGGCAGUGUGGCUGGGGGUGCUGUCUACCUGGUCUACGACCAGGAGCUGCUGGGGCCCAGCGACAAGAGUGAGGCCGCCCUGCGGAAGGCCGAGGAGGUGGUGCCCCCCGCCGUGUACCAGUUCAGCCAGUACGUGUCCCAGCAGACAGGCCUGCAGAUACCACAGCUCCCAGCCCCUCCAAAGAUCAACUUUCCCAUCCGCGAGUCUUGGAAUUCAGGCAUCAUCAAGGUGAUGUCGGCUCUGUCCGCCGCUCCCUCCAAGGCCCGCGAGUACUCCAGGGAGGGCUGGGAGUACCUGAAGGAGCGCACCAAGUAAGAGUCCGCAGAGGCCGUCCACCCCGCAGAACUGCAGGGCGCCAGGGACUGGAGGUUCCAGACUGGCACCGCACCCCGAGGGCAGCUCCCGGCCUUGCCGGCCCAAUAAAGGACUUGAGAACCA
Molecule: messenger RNA, 607 nt
Organism: Sciurus carolinensis (gray squirrel)
Lineage: Eukaryota; Metazoa; Chordata; Mammalia; Rodentia; Sciuridae
Gene: Micos13
Product: mitochondrial contact site and cristae organizing system subunit 13
Exons: 4
Coding region: 128-484 (118 amino acids)
Biological process (GO): cristae formation
Cellular component (GO): mitochondrial crista junction; MICOS complex
Source: RefSeq, a predicted model, not a curated record